AAGAGAGGGAGUGAGAGAUUGAGAGGGAGAUCAGCACAACUCCUGUGUUUUAUGCUGCAGCAGCGGCACUGAAAGCACAAGGGCCCCACAGAGGGUGUGGGGGGAGUGGACCUACCAUACCGCACUCACACAGGAGCCGGACCGGACACGGACCGCACUCCAGCCGGGACAGGAGAGGAGAGGAGAGGAGAGAGAGGAACUCACCACACACACACUCACAUACACACAUUCAGUGGAACUAGACCAUACUGUCACCGACAGACACACACACACACACACACAUACGGAAACACACAACAGACCCAAAAACUCUUAACACUGUGAGGAGUUCCACUUUGAAACAUGGCCACAUCAUCUCUGCUGCACUCAUGGAGGAGAGGUGGUGAGGUGUCCCCUCUUCUGGGCACCUCCAGGAGAGGAGGAGGAGGGCUGGGCCGGAGCUGGGCCGGCUGUGGCCCGCCGCUGCUGCUGCUGUGCCUGCUCUUUGGCCUGGGCUCCGGCUUUAACCUGAACACCACGGCCCCGCUUCUUAAGGAAGGGGCGGCCGGCAGCUUCUUCGGAUUCUCCACCGCCCUGCACCAGCAACUCACGCCGGAGCCAAAGAGUUGGGUUCUAGUGGGGGCGCCGCGUUCCCGAGGGGUGGGGGCCAUGAAGAACAUCCACCCUGGGGCCCUCUACCGAUGCCCCAUCACUGCGGAGGAGUACGACUGCGAACGAGUGGACAUCGAUGGAGAGGUGAGCCUGGACCGUGAGAGCAAAGACAACCAGUGGUUGGGCGUGACCGUGAAGAGCCAGGGGAUUGGAGGGAAAGUUGUGACGUGUGCCCACCUGUAUGAGCUGAGGCAGCGCGUGAGCCUGCCGUCGGAGACGCGGGACCCUAUUGGCCGCUGCUACGUGCUGAGCGAGGACCUGACGGAGCGCGACGACCUGGACGGGGGCGAGUGGAAGUUCUGCGAGGGCCGCCCCCAGGGACACGAGCAGUUCGGCUUCUGCCAGCAGGGGAUGGCCGCCAGCUUCACCCCCGACAAGAACUUCAUCCUGUUCGGGGCGCCCGGCACCUACAACUGGAAAGGGGAGAUGCGGGUCCAGCUUCUCAACUUGACGGUGCUGGAGCUGGGUUACUAUGACGACGGCCCGUACGAAGUGGCGGGCGAGAAGGAGCUGAACGCGGGCCUCAUCCCCGUGCCCUACCACAGCUACCUGGGACUUAUGUUCUUGGCCAGCCCCAUUGAAGAUGCACUGGUGUACAAAUCAAUGGAACCCAGCAGUCCGCCCCAGUUCGCAGAUGUAGCUCAUAAUAGCUACCUAGGCUUCUCUGUGGACUCGGCCAUAGGCCUGAUGAGCAGGCGUGACUUGACCUUCGUGGCGGGGGCUCCGCGAGCCAAUCACACGGGGGCUGUGGUGCUGCUGCGCAAGGACAACGUGUACCGCCUGGUGCCGCAGCACAUCCUGUGGGGGGAGGAGCUGGCCUCCUCAUUCGGCUACUCCGUCGCCACCGCCGACCUCAACAGCGACGGGUGGACUGACCUCAUCGUGGGGGCCCCCAACUUCUUCGACCGCAAGGCUGAGAUCGGCGGCGCGGUGUACGUGUACCUGAACCCGGCCGGCCACUGGGACAAGGUGUGGCCCCUGCGCCUCAACGGCACCUACGACUCCAUGUUCGGCAUGACCGUCAACGCCGUGGGAGACCUGGACCAGGACGGAUACGUGGAUAUUGCUGUGGGGGCUCCGUUUGACGGUGAUGGGAAGGUGUUCAUCUACAGAGGCUCCAAGUCAGGACUGCACACCAAACCCUCUCAGGUGCUGGAUGGGGCGAGUCACGGUGUGACCCGCUUUGGCUACUCCAUCUCUGGAGGGCUGGACGUGGACCACAACCAGUACCCAGACCUGGCGGUGGGCUCUCUCAGUGACAAGGUGGUGCUGUACAGGUCCAGUCCGGUCGUCACCAUAGUGCGCGAUGUAAAUAUAGAGCCCCAGGUCAUCGACAUGGAGCAGCAGAACUGCAAGGGCAGAGACGGAAUCUGUGUGGAAGUGAAAGCCUGUUUCCUGUACACAGCACACCCUACAAGCUACAACCCCCGAAUCACGCUGACUGUGGUGUUUGAGGCGGACACUGAGCGCAGGAAGCUGGGUCUUCCUCAUCGGGUGAUGUUCCUGGGCCGGGCUCCCUACGAGCCGGAGUACCUGCACACUGAGGAGCUCAAGCUGCACGGCCAGGGCCACUCCACCUGCCAGGACGUCACCUUCCAGGUCAAGGAUAACAUCCGGGAUAAGCUGCGUCCCAUCGCGGUGACUAUCACCCACUCUAUCACUCACACGCACCACCAUCGCCACAUCGGCCCAGCUCACCUUGCCAUGCUCACCCCCGUGCUGAGCCCCAGCGUGCCCGAAACCCUGCUGUCUGAUGUGAACUUCCUGAGGGAGGGCUGUGGGCCGGAUAAGGUGUGCCACAGCAACCUCCAGAUCAGCUGCGCCUUCGGCACAAGAGUCGAUCCAAUGGAACCCUUCGAGCGUCUACCUCUUGAUGAGGAUGGGCUCCCGCUGUUCACCCUGACCGACCAGAAGUACGUGUUUCUGGAGGUCCUAGUGACCAACUUCCCCUCUGACCCCCUGGACCUGGAGAAGGACGGAGACGAUGCUCACGCAGCCAAAGUGCAGUUCCUGCUCCCAAACCCCCUCUAUUUCUCCAGGGUCUGGGGCCACAACCAACAGGUGUUGUGUGAGACCAGCCUGAAUGGCUCCCAGGUGGACUGUGAGCUUGGCAACCCGUUCAAGAGAGACGCCAUGUCCAAGUUUUACAUCGCUCUGGACACCACUGGCAUCACCGUGGAAACUACAGAACUAUCAGUUGAUGUCAUUAUGUCAACCAUUAGUGAGCAGCUUGAUCUGGCCCCUGUCACAGUCAAUGCCAGAGUGGUGAUACUGCUCCCCCUGUCUAUCAGUGGCCAAGUCAACACUACUAGUGAAGUCAACACUAACCAGCUGUUCUUCAGUGGGACGGUGAAGGGAGAGACUGCUAUGAACAGCAUAGACGAAAUCGGAAGUCCUGUGGACGUUACGAUCCUGGUGACGAGCACGGGCCAGACGCGGCACACGCUCGGCUCGGCCUUCCUGAACAUCAUGUGGCCUCUCGAGCUGGACAACGGGAAGUGGCUCCUGUACCCCGUCGCCGUGGUCACCGAGGGCUCGUCCCUCGGCCACUGCAUCCCCGCGGAGGCCCUGAACCCCAGGAGGAUCGGCGUCGUGGACGAGCCACAACCAGCCAACAUUAACCCCAGGAGGAACGGUACUACACUGUCAUCGGGUGUCAAGAACGGCGUCAUCGACGAGCCAAAACCAGCCAACAUCAAGGGCGGCAAGCGGAAACCGCGCUCCUACCCAGAGCAUGAGGGAGAGGUGGCUGUUGUGAGGGGCCAGCCGGAGAGGACCACGCCUGCUGUGGCCGCCUCAGAGAGACGCAAGUCCCUAAUGCUGGACUGUCUUCUGGGCUCAGCACGCUGCGUGCUCUUCCGCUGCCCUCUACAGAGUGUGUCUGGUACUGAAUCUCUGACAAUCAAGGCACGACUGUGGAACAGCACCUUUAUUGAGGAGUUUUCCACUGUCAGUGUGCUGGACCUGGUGGUCAGAGCCAACAUCACAGUCAAGUCCACCAUCAAACACCUGGUGCUCCAACAGACGGAAACAGAGAUUGCACUGAAGAUCUUCCCCGAGUUCAGCCUGGCGGACCAGUCUAUGAUCCCCUGGUGGAUCAUCCUGAUCGCCAUCCUGGUCGGCAUCCUGGUGCUGACCCUGCUGGUCCUCAUGUUGUGGAUGUGUGGCUUUUUCCGGAGGGCCCAGUACAAAGACAAAGUGCCUCAAUACCACGCCGUCAAGAUCCCUCGACACGACCGGCCCCAGUUCCAGGACGAGAAGUCCGUCAUCUUACACAAGAAAGAAUGGGCCACACACUGGAACGAUGGCAUGUCCUGAGACAAAACACACACACACACACACACACACACACACACACACACACACACACA
This is a messenger RNA of Engraulis encrasicolus (European anchovy), 4022 nucleotides long. RefSeq names its product integrin, alpha 7 (gene itga7). Gene Ontology annotation, molecular function: integrin binding. Gene Ontology annotation, cellular component: external side of plasma membrane; integrin complex. NCBI's taxonomy places the organism in Eukaryota, Metazoa, Chordata, Actinopteri, Clupeiformes, Engraulidae. Gene Ontology annotation, biological process: cell-matrix adhesion; cell adhesion mediated by integrin; leukocyte migration. The record is from RefSeq and is a predicted model, not a curated record. The transcript has 26 exons. Bases 343 to 3969 code for a protein of 1208 amino acids.